ACUACGGCAAGCUAAAAGCCAGUUCUGUUGAUACUUUUUUAUAUCGUGCUUUUGCAUCACAGUCCUAAAUUGCACAACAUGGACUUAUAUUUUCUGUGACAGCAGUUUGCGUCUUUUUUUAGCAAGAGGAUUUCAUCUUUUUCCAAGCAAACAAAAAGGCACAAGUAUUACAAAAUGUCCAAAUCAUUUCAGUUGCAACUGAGCUCCAUAAUGGAGAUAAUGACUAAAACGGCAAUGGAAGAAAUAUGCAAACUUGUAGACGGUGAUUUUGCGUUUUUACGACAAGAGCUGUCACGGGUUAUGAGUGAAAAUACAGUUCUUAAAGACCAAAUGCUCUGUCUCGAGAGUGAAGUGGAAAGCACGCGCGUCACAAAGGAAGAAACACGUGCUGGCUCCAAAAUAUAUCGCUCUAUUUGUGUUCAAACAGAAUAUGGAGUGCAGCCCUCCAUCAAAGGGAUAUUUGGAAAGGAGUGGUGUUCCAGUUUGUGGGAUCAUCAGAUUGAGCCAAGAGAAGAUACGCUGGCAAUCGAUGACGACCUCUAUCCUGUAUCGCCUUAUAAGCACAGAGACCAAGACUGUUCCAACCAACUUUUUAUUAAAGAGGAGAAUUUAGAAGUGGACACUUAUGCCAACUAUAUAGGCAAAAUACCCCAAGUGUCAAGAGGACAGUUACACUCUUCUGUAUUUGAGCCCUUCGCUGUUAAUCGUCCAGAGAUGACAGAAUCCAAUAAAUUCAACAAACGUUUUGUGCUCGAUGGAUUUCCAGAGAUGUCUGAAAUCCAAACCACAUCCUCCAAUUCCUCAGACAAACACUCCAUAGAAAUCACAGUUAUUGACGAAACUGGCGAACAAUUAAUGGCACCAAUUGAUGAUUCAGUGGAAUCUGAUGGCUACUAUAUUCUCGAUGAAUUUUCAGACCCAGGACCAUCUGAGGCCCAGAACGAUGGAAGAUCGCAGGAGAUAUAUGGAUAUGAUGCAACCUCUACAGAAAGCUGUGUAAAAAGAUUUAAGGAUUUGCAGUGUGUUAUGGCAGGCAGACGAAAGAUUUACUCAGCCAGGGAAGUCAUCGAGUACAUUUGCCUUCCUGAUGGUGCUUUAUCUGACACAGAAUCCAUUCCAGACGAUAAAAUUGCUGAUCCAGAUUUUGAGGAAUCUCCUGAAGCAUACGAGUCUGACUCCAGCUUUGAUGAUGAUAAGCCAGUGGCAGCAAUACCAAAAGCUAAUCUCAACCACCUUGAUGUUGAAAUUCAUAACAUACAUGCAGACAGUGACACUGAGGUCCCAGAUGACAAUGAACCUCAGCCAGGCCCAGCUCCAGUCAACAAAGAGUUUUCUUGGAGGCAGAGGAAACCCCAGCAGCUGACAUAG
Molecule: messenger RNA, 1368 nt
Organism: Xyrauchen texanus (razorback sucker)
Lineage: Eukaryota; Metazoa; Chordata; Actinopteri; Cypriniformes; Catostomidae
Exons: 5
Coding region: 175-1368 (397 amino acids)
Source: RefSeq, a predicted model, not a curated record